Dromiciops gliroides (monito del monte) is the source of this 699-nucleotide messenger RNA. RefSeq names its product E3 ubiquitin-protein ligase SIAH2-like. Gene Ontology annotation, biological process: multicellular organism development; proteasome-mediated ubiquitin-dependent protein catabolic process. The record is from RefSeq and is a predicted model, not a curated record. Gene Ontology annotation, cellular component: cytoplasm. NCBI's taxonomy places the organism in Eukaryota, Metazoa, Chordata, Mammalia, Microbiotheria, Microbiotheriidae. Gene Ontology annotation, molecular function: ubiquitin protein ligase activity; ubiquitin conjugating enzyme binding; zinc ion binding.
AUGCUUAAGGGAAAAUCCUUGGGCCCCUGCAAAUGGGAGGAAAUUGCUUUCAUCAUUCAUUGGUGUUCUCUGUUGAGCCCACUUUCCCUUGGACUUUGUCGCAAGUCUCCCCCAAACAUUUCUGGUGCCAAAAUCUGGGAAGGGAACAGUCAUCAGACAGACUCCACUCUUCCCCAUAUGAAGAAGCCAGAACAUGAAGAUAUGUGUGAAGACCAUCCAUACUCCUGUCCUUGCCCUGGUGCCUCUUGUAAAUGGCAGGGCUCACUGGAAGCUGUUAUGUCCCACCUCACGCAUGCUCACAAGAGCAUCACUACCCUUCAAGGGGAAGAAGUCAUGUUCUUAGCAACAGACAUUAAUUUUCCAGGGACCUUCAAAUGGGUGAUGAUGCAGUUCUGCUUUGGCCAUCACUUCAUGCUAGAGUUGGAGAAACAAGAGAUGUAUAAGGAUCACCAACAGUUCGUUGCCAUGGUGCUGAUCAUUGGGACCCAGAAGCAAGCAGAGAACUUUGCUUAUAAACUGGAACUGAAUUGCAACCAGCAGAGAUUGACCUGGGAAACCAAGCACCUUUCCAUCCAUGAUGAGGUGGCUACUACCAUCUUGAAAUGUGACUGCCUUGUUUUUGAUACAGCCACAGCACAUCUCUUUGCUGAUAAUAGGAACCUCAGAAUCAAUGUGAAAAUUUCAACAUGUUGUCCAUGA